This is a messenger RNA of Maudiozyma saulgeensis, 2505 nucleotides long. NCBI's taxonomy places the organism in Eukaryota, Fungi, Ascomycota, Saccharomycetes, Saccharomycetales, Saccharomycetaceae. The record is from the annotation of a GenBank genome assembly.
AUGAAUGUUACUCAGCCUACACAACAAGCUACUCAAGCUACACAAAGAUUUCUGGUAGAAAAGUUCUCUCAGGAACAGAUAAAUGAAAAUAUUGUCUGUAGAAUAGUGUGUACUAAUGGUACAAUUCCAAUUAAAGAUCUUACCAUUGAAAUCCAAGAUGUUCUGAAGAUAAAGACACCAAUUAAAAAAGUUUGGACAUUUGGUAGAGGAAGCCCACCUGCAAUAGAUUACCAAUUUGAAAAUCAUAGUCGAUAUUCUAAUAAACAUUUUCAAAUAAUGUUAGGAGAAGAUUGCAAUUUAUUAUUAAGAGAUAUAUCGACUAAUGGUACAAUAUUAAAUGGUGAACGAAUCCCAAAAAAAACAAAUCAAUUAUUAUCUCAAGGUGAUGAAAUUACUGUUGGAGCAGGUGUAGCAAGUGAUGUCUUGACGUUAAUGGUAUUUAUUAGUGAUAGAUUUAAACAGGCUUAUGAAAGAGCUAGAUUAGAUGAAAUAACAGCAGGAUCUAAGUUAUCUCCUGGGAAUAAUACUUCAAAUAGUAAUAACAGCAAUGGGAUUGCAGAUAAUAAAUACAUGAGUCCCAUUUAUAAAGAUUUUUCUAUUGAGGAUAGGGUAGUUGGUCAAGGUGCAUUUGCCACAGUAAAAAGAGCAGCAGAAAGAAAGACAGGUAAAACUUAUGCUGUUAAAAUUAUUAAUAAAAGGAAAGUAAUGGGUAAUAUUGAUGGUGUCACUCGAGAGUUAGAAGUAUUAGAGAAAUUGGAACAUCCAAGGAUUGUUAGAUUAAAAGCAUUUUAUGAAGAUGAUUUGAAUUAUUAUAUGGUGAUGGAAUUUGUAUCUGGUGGUGACCUUAUGGAUUUCGUCGUGGCUCAUGGUGUAGUCGGAGAAGAUGCAGGUAGAGAAAUCACAAGACAAAUUUUGGAAGCUGUAGAAUAUAUACAUUCUAUGGGGAUUUCUCAUAGAGAUUUAAAACCUGAUAAUAUAUUGAUAGAACAAGAUGAUCCUGUUUUGAUAAAGAUAACAGAUUUUGGUCUCGCUAAAGUUCAAGCAACAGAAUCGGGAUUGAAAACAUUUUGUGGGACAUUGGCCUACGUGGCACCAGAGGUUUUAAAUAACAGGUCAGGUACAACCACUAGUAACAAUAGCAAUACAAAUGGCGGUGGUAAUAGUGAUGAACAUUAUAAUGAAUAUUCGAAUAUGGUAGAUAUGUGGUCAUUGGGUUGUCUUGUAUAUGUGAUUCUAACCAGCCAUUUGCCCUUUAGUGGCAAUUCAGAAGCUGAUCUGUUUGAAAAGAUCAUUCAUGGUUCAUAUCAUGAUGCUCCUUUGAGAGAUUAUAGAGUCUCUGAGGAAGCCAAAGAUUUCAUUGAUUCGCUAUUACAAGUGGAUGUUACAAAACGUUUAACUGCAAAGAAAGCAUUACAACAUCCAUGGAUUAGAAUGGGCUUAAUGAAUAUAGUACCUAAUAUUGAUACUGAAUUAGGUAGUCAAAUUUCACAAGUAUCAUUAUCUGAAUCGAUGUCACAACAGAGAGAAUUGGAAAAUUUAGGUGAUGCUCAAUAUGAAUUAGUAAAGAAUUUAAGACGUGACCUGAUGCUUAAAUUAGAAGAAGAAGCGAGUCAAAAUACAAAACCCUUGGGAUUUAAAGUACCUAAUAUUCAACCAAUGAGAUAUACCCAACCUGGUACACAACCACAAAUAGCAUCACAACAAUCGCAUAAACCAAAAGUUCAACCUUCAAACAAGAAUAAAAUCAAAAAAAGCAAUAAUAGUGGUCUAUUUAUGACUUUAACACCAUUAACUAAUAGUUCUAUUACAGAUAAUAUUAUAAUGAGACAAGGUGUUAAUCCAUAUUUUAUUGGAAGAUCACUUGAUUGUAAUACAACCAUUGAUGAAAAUAGAUUAUCUCGUAUCAAUUGUUUUUUCAUUAAGAACAGACAUGUUGUUGGUGAUAGCUUUUAUGAAGCACCUGCAUUAGGUCUACAAGAUUUAUGGUACUGUCAUACUGGUACAAAUCCUUCAUUUGUAAAUGGUAUCAAGAUAGAGAAAGGUUACAAAAUAUUAGUCAGGGAUCAUGAUAUCAUUAAAAUUGUAGAGGAUACAAAUGAUAAUAUCAUGAUUGGUUUCCAAGUAAACCUUGAAGAUACCACUGGCAUAUUUAUAGAAGAUCGUUCUCAAGAUAAAAGAAAUCUUGUAGAACAAACUCCGGAAGAAAAAUUACUUCCCCAGAGAUUAACUAAAUUUAUGGCUAUGCGUAAAGCAGAAGCCAUUGCAAAAAGAAAAGCAAAUGAUAAACAAAAAAAUAUGGAUGAGUUAAAUUCAUCACCAGCUGGACUUAUUGAUUCUAAUAACCUUCCUAACGAUAAUAAUAGUAAUAAGGAACAGACCGACAGAAAUGAACAUAAUACAAAGAGAUCUCAUGAUUUCGCAUCAAAGAACGAGCAAAUCAAGAAGGCCAAACGUGCUGUUUUAAAUCAAGAGACCCUAGAGAAACAUAAUAACCAAUUUAUGUAG